AGUGAAGGGACUUGGUUGUGGUAGAGCCUGCGGAGGCGGCGGGGCUCUGACUGCGACUCUCAGCUCGCCCCGGGGCUUGUGCUGAGGAGGAGAAGGCGGCGGUGACCGUCGUGUUCCGAGUCACCGCGGCCGGCGUGUUCUGGCCGGGAGGUCGGUGCGUGCCCCGACGGAGUGCGCGGAGCGGGCGAGGAGGUGCGGAGCCGCCGCGGAGCGCAGGUUGCUUUCCUGUUGCAUCUUUGACAUAGUUUCCUAGACCCUGCUCCAUGAUUAACUCAGAAGUUUGAAAUGAAGAUGGAGGAGGCAGUGGGAAAAGUCGAAGAACUCAUUGAGUCCAAAGUUCCACCGAAAACAUCCAAACAAGAGACAACUAAGGAGGAAGAUGGAUCUGUAGAACUGGAAUCUCACGUUCAGAAAGAUGGUGUAGUGGAUUCUACAGUUCUUUCUUCAAUGCCCUGCUUGUUGAUGGAACUGAGAAGGGACUCUUCUGAGUCUCAGUUAGCAUCCACAGAGAGUGACAAGCCAACAGCUGGCAGAGUUUAUGAGAGUGACUCUUCUAAUCACUGCAUGCUUUCCCCUUCCUCUAGUGGUCACCUGGCUGAUUCAGAUACGUUGUCUUCUGCAGAAGAGAAUGAACCCUCCCAGGCAGAAACGGGUCUAGAAGGAGACCCUUCUGGAGUGUCUGGUGCCACUGUUGGGCGCAAAUCUCGGCGGUCCCGAUCUGAAAGUGAAACAUCCACUAUGGCUGCCAAGAAAAAUCGGCAAUCCAGUGAUAAACAGAAUGGCCGAGUUGCCAAGGUUAAAGGUCACCGGAGCCAAAAGCAAAAGGAGAGAAUCAGGCUACUGAGGCAAAAACGGGAGGCUGCUGCGCGUAAGAAAUAUAACCUGUUGCAGGACAGUAGUACCAGUGAUAGUGACCUGACUUGUGACUCAAGCACAAGCUCAUCAGAUGAUGAUGAAGAGGUUUCAGGGAGCAGCAAGACAAUCACUGCAGAGAUACCAGAUGGACCUCCAAUUGUAGCUUAUUAUGAUAUGUCUGACACCAGCUCUGAACCAGAAGUGGUAAAUGUGAACACUUUAUUGGCGGCUGCAGUAGUUCAAGAGCACAGUAAUUCUGUAGGAGGCCAGGACACAAGAGCUACCUGGAGGACCAGCGGGCUUCUAGAGGAGCUGAAUGCGGAGGCAGGUCAUUUGGAUCCAGGAUUCCUUACAAGUGAAAAGACAUCUGCUGGCAGUGCACCACUCAAUGAAGAAAUUAAUAUUGCCUCUUCAGAUAGUGAAGUGGAGAUUGUGGGAGUUCAGGAACAUGCAAGGUGUGUCCACCCUAGAGGAGGUGUGAUUCAGAGUGUUUCUUCGUGGAAGCAUGGCUCGGGCACGCCAUACGUGAGCAGCCGGCAAACUCAGUCAUGGACUGCCGUGACUCCCCAGCAGACCUGGGCCUCGCCUGCGGAAGUCGUCGACCUGACCUUGGAUGAGGACAGCAGGCGUAAAUACCUACUGUAAUACCGUGUCACCGUGUCUCCUCCGCACUGCUCCCCUCUACCCCCUCCUCUUUGCGACAUGGAAGUUCAUUGUCAUAGCUUCAGCCUAAGAAGCUGUUUGUGGCAUUUGUAUAAUCAAAAAUCAUGGAAAAUUGUCCCCCCCUCCUUUUUUUUCUUUUUUCUUUUUUGUAAAUUAAAAGAAGUCACUUAGGAAAAUAACUUAAUCACAGAGAAAAGAAUUUCUUCUUUCCUUCAGUAGGAAUAUGAGAAUGAUGAAUUUAUUAGACAACUUCAUUUUACUUGGUGACUUUUCUCUUAGAAAACGCUGCCCUCCUUUUAGAACAAUAUUUUAAUUACUAAGUGAAAUGAAUUUCAGUGUUUGAAUCUUGUAUUUAUUUUUCUGUGUAAUAAUAUCUAGACUUGACCACUAUCAGCCCACCCAUUGGCACUCCUACCUUAGGGCAUUUGCACACAUAUUAGUCAGGUCCUUAUUGGCACCUAGUAGGGCAUGUGCAUUUGAAACCUGUCCUUAGAAAUAGAAGACAGAAGUAUUACUUUUCUUUUAGCUUAAGUCUUCUAACUUUUUCCUGACUUUGCUCCUGGCUGACUUCCCACAACGCAGAUAAUUGACAUGCCCCUUUGUGUUUAUAAAUACUGCUAAGAUGACCUAAUUGGUCUCUCCGUUGCAAUAAUUCAUAACUCUUUGGAAAAUGUCUCCUUUUGUGGCUGAGGCAUUUCGGAUAGAUAUCUACCACGAGGAUUUCUGGGCAUCUGAAGAGAGUACUGCGAGAUAGAUCAGUAGGAAAAUCUCUCUCCCUCAACCUUUUCCUGGUUUAUUCAUAUAAUGAAAGAACACAGAAACCUGUUACUUAGGUAGAAUAUAGAGUUGUGUGGCUUCUAAGGCUUUGGGCACUUGCAAAUCUGUGAGGAAAAUGCCUUCUUUCAUAUCCGAUCUCUCCAUAAAGGAUGUACAACAACUGUUCAAACUAGAGCUGAAAUUGACCUGAUUCUAUAUUUGGAUAUUUUUCUCCUCUACCUUCUAAAAUUGGAAAAACCAAAAUACAUCAUAAGAAACCAGAUGCAAAGCACAUUAACGGCACUGUAGGUUUUACAGUAUCUAAAAAGCAUGGCAAAGGGUAGUAGGAGCUUCAGGGAAUUCAGGAAAUACCAGUGUUGGAGUUUGUGGCAUUAGUUACUACCUUUUUUCCUAUGAAAUGUUUUAGUUACUAGUGAAUUAUUUUACAAGCAAUACCUAGAGGUAAAACACUAUGUACUGUGCACAAGGAGUAAAGUAAUACUGGCUUAAAAGACCGCACCGUUAGUUUUUCCACAGAGUUUGUUAGCCUUUUUUGGGUUUUUGGUUCCAUUUUUACCAUACAAUGUUGCUAAAGCCCUUUGUCUCCCUCCCCAAAUACUUUGUUGGCUCUUCCUUAUCAUAAGAGCAUGAAAACUACCAUUUCUUAGUUUCAUUCAGUGGACACUCAUUUACUAAGUGCCUGUUCCACACAAGGCACUUGCGGGUGGAUGCUGUGGGGCUGCUGAGAUAAAUGAGACACUCCUUGCGUAUGCAUGCACCAGAAGACUCUGCCUGCCUGGCCUUUUCUUGUGUUUUGGAAAGACUCAGUUGUUCCUUUACCCUUCUUCCUGCUGCUUUACUUCCAUACAUCUCUUCCCUGGCAGUGUAUUUAAGCAUGUGUUCUUUGAGCUUCUGUGACAAUAUCUUAUUUCAUCUGGCCUCUGUUCUUCAUCAACUUUUUAUUUUUCUGUCAAUCUACCUUUAAUAGAUCAGGCCUUUAAGAGAUCACUAACCUCCAGUUUUAGCACCUCAUAUUUCAAGUCUCUCACAUGGCCACAGUUCUAGACUAAAACCAAAGACCCAGAGGCCAGAGCAAAAUAGGACCUUCUGCAGAUUCACUACUGGUGUAUCAUUGGACCUUCACAUUUUACUUUAGGGUUAAUUUAUUAAAUUUUACUGUUAUGUGUUGUUUUUGACUUGAAUUAAAAUGCUAGACAAAGCAGAAAUGUACAAUUUCUGGUCUGUGUGUUCCAGGAAAAUCAUUGAGAAAGAAUAGAAUGGAUUUAUUUGACUUGAAGUUUUUGCAGCUUAUUUUGUCCCCAAUAUCAGGGCAGAGCCCGUUUUAAAGAAUGUUUUGCAGUACAUACUCUUAUGUUAAUGUGUUUGUCUAGUUCCAUACAGCAGAUGAGUUCCCAUGACAUGUUUUCUUUAGCUCCUAAUAGUCAUACUCUAAAGAGAAUUCUUUUGAUGUGCUAUGUGCACUGCGGAUUGGGAGCAGAAUGAAGUUGUAACCAAGCUCUUUUCUGGCCUUUUGCUUUUAUAGCAGGUUGCACUUGCCCUCACCUGUGCCUCUUCCAGCACCCUGCCUACCUACCUGAGUUAAUGCACCAGAACAGAGAUUUAGAAAUUAAGAUGCAAAAAAGGGGAGGGGAAGGGAUGGUAGAGACAGUCAGCCCCCCCCCCCCACUAGAUUGGAACUUCCCACCUAUUAACUAUAGAGACUAUGUUUCAACUCUUCUUUCAUUGCCAGAUCCAGUAGAGCUGGGAUGUGGUUUCUGGCAAGGUAUUAAUGGCAAAAUUCUGUGGUAAACAACUCCUGUGACAUUUGAAAUUUCUUGUAAGGGGAUCUUUUUUAACCAAAGUUUUGCAUUUGGUAGCAUAAAUACUUCUUUAUGCUUCAUAGAACAUUGUCCAUUCAAAGUAACAUCUCUGCUAAGUGGUGCAGUUGGGUCACAGAUUGGUUUAAGGCACUAAUUUGGUUAAGCCUCCCCUCCACCCAAUUUGAAACCACAGAGCAGUAACCAGCUAUUUAUUACAUCAUCACGACUGCCCUGUAACACGUUAUUGCUGCUCACCAGUAGUUGUCUUUUUAUUUUGUUGGAAGGGGCCAGACUGAAUGGACUUUAUUAUUCUUUACAGUUGAGCAUCCCGUAAACUCUGUUUAUUAUUAUCAGUUGUGAAUAUGAACUGUCUGAUUUGCUAGCUUAGUCAGUUGUUCAUUGUUACUUUGAGCAGAUUAGCACCAUAGGUAUUACUUAAAAAUGAAUUUGUUGCCUGCUUUUUUGUACUGUUUCACAAAGUUUUUGAAAAAGCUGGGGACACAAUUCUGUCUUUUAGUUUAACUUUUUUUUAAAGGCAAAGAGCCCCUAAUCCCUGUUUUCCAGUAUGUGUAUGAUGUGACUUCCAUGUAUAUAUAAAAAUGAUUGCGCCCUAACCAAACUUCCUCAGAUUGUGCACUGUUUGUUUAAAAUAAUCACAUAUUUUAGUUCAAUGCUGUUGUAUUUUUUCAUUUUAUUUAAAACACUAUGUACCUAUUCUUUAACAAACUUUAAAGGGUAGUGAUCUUUAAAAAAAGUCACUGGAUAACUAGGAAAUAUUUUUGUUGUUUUUUUUUUGUUUUUUUUUUUAAGAGUACAAAGGUCAUUGAAGCCUUUUGCUCCUCUUACCGUGAAAAUGAAAUGUUAGCCAUUGUAUGGCUAGGAA
Messenger RNA from Miniopterus natalensis, 4977 nucleotides. RefSeq names its product arkadia (RNF111) N-terminal like PKA signaling regulator 2N (gene ARK2N). NCBI's taxonomy places the organism in Eukaryota, Metazoa, Chordata, Mammalia, Chiroptera, Miniopteridae. The record is from RefSeq and is a predicted model, not a curated record.